This is a messenger RNA of Trifolium pratense (red clover), 1787 nucleotides long. Its product is annotated as solute carrier family 35 member F1-like. Lineage: Eukaryota; Viridiplantae; Streptophyta; Magnoliopsida; Fabales; Fabaceae. The record is from RefSeq and is a predicted model, not a curated record. Bases 345 to 1367 code for a protein of 340 amino acids. Gene Ontology annotation, molecular function: transmembrane transporter activity. Gene Ontology annotation, biological process: transmembrane transport. The transcript is spliced from 11 exons. Gene Ontology annotation, cellular component: membrane.
ACACACACACACACCAACUUAUGAUUAUGAAAUAAAUAAAUUGACGGCCGAAACAAAACUCUCUACACUACACAUCCAUCCAUCCAAUAUGCUUAUUCUGUUUCAUCUCAACUCACUUUCUCUUCUUCUCACACACUCUGACUCUACUACUAUUAUAUACUAAAAUACCCUUUUUCUUCAAUCAUCAAAUUCAUUCAUUCAUUCAUUACCUUUCAAUCUCCGUCAUCACUUGUCUCUGUCACUUCUCUUUACCGCAACUCAUCUUAAUUAAUUCAUUUAUUCAUUAAUUCAUUAAUUAAUUAAUCCUCUGCUUUGUUGCUGCAAAAUUGAAAACAACAAGAAGAAUGGUGGAUUUUAAGAAAUUUUGGACGAAGAACAAUUUAAUAGGUCUUGGAUUAGGUCAAUUUCUUUCUCUUCUUAUUACUGCCACUGGUUUCGCCUCUUCUGAUUUAGCUAAAAAAGGAAUUAAUGCUCCAACAUCACAGUCGUUUCUAAAUUAUGUGUUUUUGAUGAUUGUCUAUGGAACUAUACUACUCUACAGAAGAAAACCUCUCAAGGCAAAAUGGUAUUAUUAUAUACUUCUUGGAUUGGUCGACGUGGAAGCAAAUUUUCUUGUUGUGAAGGCAUAUCAAUACACCUCACUUACAAGUGUGAUGCUACUUGACUGCUGGUCCAUUCCAUGUGUCAUGCUUCUUACAUGGAUUUUCUUGAAAACAAAAUAUAGAUUCAAAAAGAUAACUGGUGUAAUUGUGUGCAUCGCUGGCCUUGUUCUGGUUGUGUUUUCGGAUGUUCAUGCAGGUGACCGUGCAGGUGGAAGUAAUCCUCGUAAAGGGGACAUUCUUGUUAUUGCUGGUGCUACCUUGUAUGCAUUCAGUAAUGUCAGCGAGGAGUUUUUAGUAAAAAAUGCUGAUAGAGAAGAGCUCAUGGCAAUGUUAGGUCUCUUUGGUGGCAUCUUCAGUGCCAUUCAAAUAACUAUACUUGAGCGCAACGAACUUAAAUCUAUUCAUUGGUCGGCUGGCGCAGCGUUUCCUUUCUUUGGAUUUUCAGUAGCUAUGUUUAUGUUCUACUCUCUAGUCCCUGUUCUGCUUAAGCUCAAUGGUUCUACCAUGCUAAAUCUGUCUCUUCUGACCUCAGACAUGUGGUCUGUCUUAAUUCGCAUUUUCGCUUACCACGAGAAGGUUGAUUGGAUGUACUAUUUGGCGUUUGGUGCUGUUGUCACCGGCAUUGUUAUCUACUCUAUAAGUUAUGGAGAUGAGGAUCAGCACCCUCCUAAUGCUGUUGAAGAACCUACCGCCAUCAGACGGGACGAGGAAACGGGUUCAGCAAGAUUUAGCAAAGGAUCUGUGGCUGGAAGCUCAAAAAGCUAGGUACCUUAAAGAAAGUUUAGACCUAAGGUUCCAUUCAAAGGAAAAACCAUGAGGAAGACCCUCUUUCAGAAGUGGGCUGUUCUAAAUUUGUUUCCAAUGCUCCUCCAUGAGUACUCGUUUUGCUUGUAUAUUCUUUGUCAGCACACUCUUUAUAGUUGAAAUCUAUGUUGGUCUCAUCAUUUUAGGAAUAAGAUUCACCAAAUAGAAAAUGGGAUUCAAAUAAUUUAGUGAGACUCACAUAGAUUUCAUGAAUAAUAGAGUGUGUUAUUAGACUGUGUUUAUUUAGUUAGAUGUUGCUCUUGUUUGCAGUCUUAUCGUUUGAAGGCCGGUUAUUUUUUUAGAUGGAAUUUUAAUAUUAUUUAUUUUGCCAUUUGGAAAUCAAUGAUCAACCUUAAUGGGGGAGUUUUUUUUUGACAUUCA